This is a messenger RNA of Clonostachys solani, 1068 nucleotides long. Lineage: Eukaryota; Fungi; Ascomycota; Sordariomycetes; Hypocreales; Bionectriaceae. The record is from the annotation of a GenBank genome assembly.
AUGGGUCCAAAACCGAGAAUAAUCACCGUGGCAGCUGCACAGCUAGGGCCCGUCAAGAGUCUCGACACGCCCCGACUAGAGACACUCGGUCGUAUGAUCACCCUGCUUGACGAAGCUGCUAAAGCUGGCGUGAGACUGGUUGUGUACCCCGAGCUUGCAUUCACCACAUUCUUCCCCUCGCAUAUCAUUGAAGAUCCGGACAAGCUCGCUGCUUAUUUUGAGCCCACUUCACAGGCAGAGCCUUAUGCAGUCAUCAACUCGCCCAACGUCAAGCCCUUGAUUGAUAGGGCUAAUGAGCUUGGCGUCGAUAUCAGCUUUGGAUUUGGGGAGCGUUUCACCUCUGAAGAUGGCAGAGUGAAUGAUUUCAAUUCCGCAAUUUACUACUCUGCGACCCAAAAGAGGGGAAUUGCGAAGUAUAGAAAGGUUCAUCUGCCAGGUCGCGUCGACAUCGAUACUCGACCAAAUGUCAUUCAACAGCUCGAGAAGCGCUAUUUCACACCAGGCGACCUUGGCUUCCAGGCAUUUCGGGUACCUGAUCUAGUUGACGGCGCGUUGAAGGCAGCAGAUGCUGCUUCUGAACAGGACCUAGAAGGAAAGGGAGACCCUAUUGUCGGCAUGCUCAUCUGCAAUGACCGUCGCUGGGCUGAGGGAUGGAGAUGCUACGGGCUUCAAGGAAUAGAAAUCUUACUGGAGGGCUAUAAUACCACGGCUUAUGCGCCUCAAUAUGAUGGAGACGAAGAAGAGCAAGAGGCUGAGGCCCUCUUCCACCAUCGUCUGUCGUGCCAGAGCGGCAGCUACACCAACGCGUGCUAUAGUAUCAACGUGGCCAAGGCUGGCUGGGAGGACCAUGGAAAGAUGAUUGCCGGGUCUAGCAUUAUUGACCCAAACGGGCACAUCAUCGCAGAAUCGAAAUCAUAUGAAGAUGAGCUGGUCAUUGCAACCAUUGAUCUGGCCAAGUGCAGGAAAGGAAAAGAGAGAGUAUUUGCCUUUGGAAAACAUAGGAGGGUUGAGCAUUAUUCGCUCCUUUCGGAACAAGCUGGCGUGAAAGAGCCACCUCUGCUUAGCUAG